Molecule: messenger RNA, 1114 nt
Organism: Bombus terrestris (buff-tailed bumblebee)
Lineage: Eukaryota; Metazoa; Arthropoda; Insecta; Hymenoptera; Apidae
Product: allatotropin
Exons: 2
Coding region: 650-1036 (128 amino acids)
Source: RefSeq, a predicted model, not a curated record
AGAUAUAUAUAUAUAUAUAUGUACAUAGAUAUUUCAAAUUAUAUUAUGUAUUAUAUACUUAAUAUAAGAAAGCAAGAAAUGGGGUAUGUAAGUAGCAUAAUUUAUCAAUUAUAUUUAUAUUCCAACUUUUAUGUUUCAUUUGUGAUUAAUGAUUACGAUAUGACCUCGUGGUAUGUAUCAACUUGAAUUUAAGAAGUUCAUCACUUUCGUAAUACUAUAAUUUGCAUAAUAAGUAUUGCAGAAUGAAGACAAAAUCAUAUUGAUAUCAAAUUUUUAUUCUUCUUUAAUAUUAUUAAAAAUUGUAUGUAUUAAACUAAAUUAAAAUUACAAAUUUUCAACUUAGUUGGAAAAUGUUUAAUUUACUAUUUUCUACAAUUUAACAAUAUGAAGUUGUCUAAUAUAAAAUACAAAAUAGAAGGAAAAGAAACAUAUGAAUGACACUUAUAGUUAUUAAGCUAACAUUAAUAUUUUUCUUUCAAUGUUUAUACUCUUCAUACACAUUGUUUUCUCUUCAUAUAUGUAUAUAAAUCUACUUAUUUCUUUCACAUAAGAAUAUACUAUAAAUAAGAAUUAAUUAAACAAUUUUAUUAUAUAAUUUUUAUAAAUAUACAAGUAUAAUUAAUAAAGCUUUUUUUAAUACUAGAAAACCAUGCGAGCAAGUGUCAUUAUUGUAUUGGCUUUCGCCACUGGGAUUGUUGUAGCCACAUCUAGAAAUCAUAAUUAUUCUCAUUUCGUAAAACAUCAUGCAAGACCACGAGUAAUUCGAGGCUUUAAACCUGAAUAUAUGUCUACGGCAUAUGGUUUCGGGAAAAGGCAAAGUACUAUCGAUGUUCCAAAACUCAAUAAACAAGAACGAAUUUUAUCAACACUUUUACGCUAUUUCCCACAAGGAAUUCCCGUAGAUUGGUUACUUCAACAAUUGAAAACGAAUCCAACUUUUGCUACGAAAUUAACACAAGCGUUAAUGGAUGGACGUACUGAUUUUACGUCAAUGAUAGAUCGCUCUAAUCCAGAAAGAAUAACUUGGCUAUAUUAAGACUUUUAUGUAUGAUCAAAUGAUAUAUACAAUUCCUAGCUAUACCUUCUAGUUUAAUAAAUCUGCGAUAUUUAAAAA